Molecule: messenger RNA, 1095 nt
Organism: Entrophospora sp. SA101
Lineage: Eukaryota; Fungi; Glomeromycota; Glomeromycetes; Entrophosporales; Entrophosporaceae
Source: the annotation of a GenBank genome assembly
AUGGAUCCAACAACAGGUUUACCAAGUCCACGACGUAAAACUUUUUCUGAGGAGAUGGGGGUUAAUCAUGAAGGGCUCACAACUGAAAGUCACGACUGGACCUUGGUGAAAGCUAUUGAUCUCGUACAUGAUCAAAAAAUAGUUGUCAUUGAUGGAGAUACUUCAAUAGAAGGCGCAUGCGAUAUACUUGUAAAAAACAAUAUAUCAUCAGCACCAGUUUAUGAUCGUUCAACUAAAAGUUAUGUUGGGAUGUUUGAUUGGGCAGAUGUGAUGUCUUAUUUGUUAAUUGUUUUGAAAAAGAAAAAUUCAAUUGAACAACAAAAAAAAACUGAUGCUGAACUUACCAAAGAAUUUCAGGAUUUAUUAAAAUUAUCAACGGAACAUCAACCAAUCCCUGUUAAAUUAGCUUCAGAUUUAUCCAAUAAGAAUCCAUUUUAUUCGGUGUAUCCUGAAACAUCUUUAUUACAAGUUGUAGAAUUAUUCGGAAAUGGAACUCAUAGAGUUGCUGUUUUGGAUGCUGAUGGUAAUCUGAAGGGAAUAUUGUCGCAAUCUGGAGUGUUGAAUUAUUUAUAUAAAAAUGUUACUAGAUUUCCACAAAUUGAAAGCCUAUUCCCUAAAACGAUUUAUGAGUUUGAUAUUGGUAAAAGUCCUGUGAUAUUUGCUCAAGCAGACUCUUUUGUCCUAGAUGCAUUGAUAAUGAUGAAUGAUAAUGCAUUAAGUUCAGUUGCUAUCAUUGAUUCAGAAGGAAUGCUUAUUGGAAAUAUUAGUAUGACUGAUGUUAAAUAUAUUAUUAGAAGUUAUAGUCACUCAUUAAUGUGGAAGACAUGUCAAAAAUUUGUUAGUCAUGUAAGAAGUAUACAAGGAUUGGAAGAUGGUCAGGAUAGGUAUCCGGUGUUUGAUGUCCGUACAACAUCAACUUUAGGAUAUACAAUUGCCAAAUUGACAGCCACAAAAGCACAUCGUGUAUGGGUGGUUGAUGAGAAAAUGAAAGCUGUAGGAGUUGUAAGUUUAACAGAUAUUUUGGGUGUCUUCGCUCAAGCAGCUGACGGGAAUCUUUCACUGAAGAAACUAUCAAGAUCUACUUCUUCUUCUUAA